CCAGCAGUCCCGCGAAGGAGCGGCUCCCCGGGUGGUGUGGCAAGCAGAGUGUGAGCAUGGCAGCCGAGGCUCUCAGCCCCUCUGACACGGGCCUUCUGCCCGCACCAGUAGGAGCUAUCCUCACCCACGGGGACGACUCUGAUAAGUUAAGUAGAUCCUACCCUUGGGCCAGCAAAAGAAGGAAAAGUCAUCUCUCAGACCUCUGCCGGCUUAGAGCAUCUCUGCCAGGGGAGAAAUGGAGCUCCUACUGUUUGUCUUCACUGGCAGCUCAUAAUAUUUGUACCAGCAAAACUGGUAACUUGUGGGCUCAGUGGGAUUCUGCCUCUCUCUCCACUUCUAUCAGACGUUCAGCUCCUUGCUCCUCUUUCCACCACCUCACUCUGGAGGGAUCCAGCCAGUGUCUCCCAGCUGCUGCACGCAAUCCAAACAAAGCCAUCUUCACAGUGGAUGCCAAAACCACAGAGAUCCUAGUGGCUAAUGAUAAAGCCUGCAAGCUGCUUAGGUGCAGGAGUCAGGAACUCAUUGGUCAGAAGCUCUCCCUCUUGAUAUCCAAAUCCAGUCAGGAGGUGUGGGAAGCUGUGGGUGAGGAGAAAAUAGAAACUGAUGAACACUCAUGGCUGGCUUCAGGAACUGUGGUGGAUGUUGUAGGCAAUCAGAAAGAGAAGAUCCCUGUCUUGGUCUGGCUGAGACAAAUAAGAAGCAAGGACACCCACUGUUGUGUGGUGGUGCUGGAACCAGUGGAGAGGCUUUCAGCAUCUGUUUCCUUCACAGCUGAGGGAGAGAUUACAUCAUGUGACCUCCUUUUUGCCCAUCUCCAUGACUACCCAGCACUGGAAGAGGUAGUUGGGCUCCACAUAAAGGACCUGAUUCCUUCUGUGAAGAUCCCUACCCCAGGCAAAAAAAUCCCAGAGAGUCUCAGGAUCCAGCAAGCCAUAGGGCAAUCCAGAGAGGGUAACAUGUUUCCUCUCAGUUUGAAGCUGCAAGUAAGCCUUCUGGAGGAGAAACAAGCAGCAGUGCAGAAAGAUGGUGUUCCACAGACAGAAAAAGGUGGCUCCUUCACAGGCUACCAUUACUCUGCUACAGUUGUGGUUUUCUGCACCAUCAGUGGUCUUAUUACUGUCCAAUCAGAUGGAACCAUCUGUGGUAUCAAGGAUAGUUUUGCUUUGAUGCUCUUUGGCUACGAAAAGAAAGAACUGUUGGGAAAGAACAUCACAUUCCUGAUCCCUGGUUUCUAUAACAACAUGGACAGAAGCAGGGACUCUUCUUUGUUGUUGCCUCCUCUUGAUGACUCCCCAGGGACAGAGGACAGCAGCUUCUUGGCUGCAUCUUUACCAAGCCUUCUGUCAAAAGAUGAAGAACAGAAAUGGGAAAGAAGACACAAAGAUGACAAAUUAAUACAUGAUGAGACUGAACAAGAGAAUGGGACCAGUUUCUUUUCUCCACCCUUACCUGUUGAAGUGAUAUCCACAGCUUCUAACAGGUUGCCUGUUUGUUCUAGGCUAGAAGACCAUCUAGAUACCACAUCCCAUGGCCCCGUUCAGCCACCUGAUUUUACUUGUAACUCACCUGGAACACCAACAAGAGAUGAGCCACGUUCAGGGAGAGCACCUGACUCCAGACAAGACUUUCAAAGCCACAUAGUUACAGGGCAGUUGCCAAAACCAAACCUGAGGUGUGACACAAAACAUUCCAACCUUGAGAACAUUGUAAUUGAAAGCUGCCUGCUAGAUGAUGCUUCAUCCUUUCCAGCAAAUGGAAGAAAUGCUGUCCAUGAUGCUUGCUCAGGGAAUAAAAUGGCCUGCAGUGCUUUUGCACCAGGAGUUGCCACAACCUCUGAGGAUGUUAAGGAGUUGGACACUGAGCUGAACUGUAUUUGCUCUGGUCUUGAGGUACUAGAUCUGAAUAUUGGUGUCAAGGGGAACUCAAAGAGUUGUUCAGGUAUUACUGCAGCUGAUACAGAAACACUCUCCUCUAGCACAGUGGAAUCUGCUGCAGACAGGAUGCUAACUCAGAAAAACAGUGCCUGUUCAACUGGGCAAGGAGAGCAGCCACUGAAUGGUGUUGCCAUAGAAGAUGGUUCUGGGUGGCUGGGUUCCCAAAGGCAUUUAGAAAACUCCAAAGAAUCCUCCGAAGACUUUCUUGAGAGGCCUGAAACUCUUGCUGAGACUGUGAGGGACAACAUCAACAGAAACUCGCUGAAAAGCAAAGGAAGUCUUCAAGAAGACUGUCAGUUGCCUGGGCAGCAAACUAUGGAGAUAAAAGUAACAUCAACCCCUCUGAAGCAAAAAGGAAAACUGGAUCCAGCAGGAUCUCCUUCAGCCUUGGAGAUUCUGGAAGGCAACUACACUGGGAAUUGCUGUCACAGAGAUGGGUCACAAUUAAGUAUACUCUUUGAAGUGAAACGUAUAGAACUGGAAGACCCUGCCAUACUUUUCUGUGUCUGGGUGGUGAAAGACCUCCUGCAGUGCCAGAAAGAAACUGGAGCAAACACUCAGCUUUCACUCUCCAGUCUUGCAAGCUCUGCCCACUCUGUUGCAGAUAUUUCUACACACAGUCUUGGAGAAGCCACCAGAUCAACUUCACUUCUUGAGAAUUCCAGAAGAGCUGAAGAGCUUGAAGGAUUGAGGGCAUGUGAGGGAGAAUAUUCAAACAAUUAUAACACACUCAGUCUUAUUGGCAAAGGAUCUUUUGGCUUUGUCUGGACUGCCAGGGGCAAGAAAGAUCACAGAGAGGCUGUCACAAAGUUCAUCUGGAAGGAGAAGGUGCUUGAAGACUGCUGGGUAGAUGAUCCUGAUCUGGGGAGAGUUACUCAAGAAAUUGCAAUCCUUUUGAAGCUGCAGCACCCCAAUAUCAUUAAGGUGCUGGAUGUAUUUCAAAAUGAACACUUCUUCCAGCUGGUGAUGGAGAAGCAUGGACCUGGUCUGGAUCUCUUUGCCUUCAUUGAUAAUCAGCCCAACUUGGAUGAGCCAUUAGCAAGCUAUAUAUUUAGACAGCUUGUCUCAGCUGUCGGGUAUCUCCACUGCAGGAACAUCCUUCACAGAGAUAUCAAGGAUGAAAACAUUGUCAUAGCUGAAGAUUUCACAAUUAAAUUAGUGGACUUUGGUUCAGCUGCCUACCUGGAACCUGGCAAAUUGUUUUAUACCUUUUGUGGGACAAUUGAAUACUGCUCUCCAGAAGUGCUGUCUGGCAAACCGUACCGUGGCCCUGAGCUGGAGAUGUGGUCCCUGGGUGUCACACUUUAUACACUGGUUUUUGGGGAGAAUCCCUUCUGUGAGCUGGAGGAGGCCAUUGCAGCUGUCCUGAAGCCUCCUCUGCCUGUGUCAAAAGGUCUCCUGGAUCUCAUGGCUGGGCUUUUGCAUCCUGUUCCAGAGCAGCGCAUGACCCUAGCAGAGUUACUAGAGGAUGGUUGGCUGAAGCAGCCUGUGAACUUGGCUGACUAUACCUGGGAAGAGGUAUUCAUCUCUGCUGAGACAGAAAGCAACAACAGCUUCAACAAGUUCUGGUGA
Molecule: messenger RNA, 3506 nt
Organism: Calypte anna (Anna's hummingbird)
Lineage: Eukaryota; Metazoa; Chordata; Aves; Apodiformes; Trochilidae
Gene: PASK
Product: PAS domain containing serine/threonine kinase
Exons: 18
Coding region: 57-3506 (1149 amino acids)
Biological process (GO): regulation of DNA-templated transcription; negative regulation of glycogen biosynthetic process; intracellular signal transduction
Cellular component (GO): cytoplasm; cytosol; nucleus
Molecular function (GO): protein serine/threonine kinase activity; ATP binding
Source: RefSeq, a predicted model, not a curated record